AGUUCUUACCCACCCACCGAUGUACCCGCACCUACGCCGGAGUCUGUAUCUCAUGCUGGACGAAUCAUAGCUACUUACGGACCAUCGUUUGAUGAAUUCCCACUUCCUCCAUUAAGACUUCGUACUUCACCAAAUCUAUUAUGCCUUUCUCUCAGUCGACCCGAUUAGUUUCAAGCUUAAUGUUACUACUUUUGACCAAACAAAGAUACCCGAAUUCAUGGGUUCGCUAUGUGGGCAAACCCCGCCGGUAAAGACUCUGCAUUCCAUUGGCAGCGGCGGUGUUAACCAAACUGUUUUCUCUCAAAUGGCUAUGACCCGCAAAACGCGCUUAAUUUUUAUUAAUUCCAUCCUUGAAGUAGCUCGGAUUUAUGGAUUCGACGGCGUUGAUCUAGACUGGGAGUUUCCGGCGACCGCUGAAGACACAAUGAACCUUGCAAUUUUAUAUAAGGAAUGGAGGAAAGCACUUCACGAUGAAUCAAAGGCCUGCCGAAAGCCGCGUCUUCUUUUAACUUCGGCGUACUACGCUUCGACGCGGAUGUCAAACGGCGUGUCCAUAUCAUACCCAAUCGGCACAAUCAGAGAAUACGUGGAUUGGGUUAGUCCGAUGUACUAUGAUUAUCGAGGAAUUUGGGAGAAUUUGACCGGAGAACAUUCGGCACUCUACGAUUCCAACAGCAAUCCCUGUACCAACUACGGAAUCGGGUCUUGGAUCCAAGCUGUUGUGGCUCCCCAAAAGCUAGUCAUGGGGCUACCGGCGCACGGGCACUUGUGGAAACUCCAGGAUCAGAAUGUAACCGGAAUCGGAGCGCCGGCGACCGGUCCAGGGCUCGGCGGAGAACUUGGAAUUCCACCCUACGAUGACAUUGUCGAUUUUAACAGGGAGAAUAACGUCACCGUGAAGUUCGAUGGUGAAACGGUGCCGUAUUAUUCGUAUGCAGGGGAGUACCGGUUCGGAACUGGACUCUCCCAAUCCGCGGUGAUUUAAAAAAAAAACAAAAAACAAAACAAAAAAAGAAAAAACUAAAGCCACAUUCUAGAAAUAAGAAAAUCCUCUCUCCUUUUUCUUGUAAAGGAAAAAAUAUUUGGGGUUUAAGAACGCCUUUACUGACACUGACAAUAUUUUCCUUUUUUUUUUUUUUACGGCAGCUGCAAAGGCGUGGGACUAUUGAUGAUUAAAGUUUUAUUUUCUUU
Rubroshorea leprosula is the source of this 1191-nucleotide messenger RNA. Lineage: Eukaryota; Viridiplantae; Streptophyta; Magnoliopsida; Malvales; Dipterocarpaceae. The record is from the annotation of a GenBank genome assembly.